AGGAGCAUUUUAUAAAGAAAAAAAGUGAAGGGAGAGAGAUGCCUGAACAAUUAGAGAACUUCGGCGUCAGUGCACCUCAUGUUGCACAGCAAACAAAAACUAUCCAUCAGCAACGGUCUGAGCUACAAAUGAAGGUGGAGGAAGUUUUUGACGAAGCAGCAAAAACAGUGAAAGAAGAUAAAAAGAUCGAAGGAGAUCGUAGAACCCGCAAUGACGCUACGGCGUUGUUGUCGGCGACUGAGAAUGAAGAUGUCAUAGAGAAGGCUUCUUUGCCUACAAAAAAGAAGUAUCUUUGCAAGAAGUGUAUGCGGUCGUUUGAUUCGAGCUCAAACCUGACAUCUCACGUACGCUGCCAUCUCGAAAAGAACGAGCAGAUCCGAUGCCAGUUCUGCGAGAAGCGUUUUAAGCGACGUAACGACCUUGAGCGCCACAAGUACACCUACCACUUCCAGUUCAAGCUGGCAUGCAGCGGCAUCGUCGACGGAAGAAGCUGGGGCUGUGGCAUGGUCUACUCGAGAAGGGAUGCUCUAGUUAAACACUGGAACGGCAGGGGCAAGAAAUGCAUCACCUCCUUCCAGACGCUGCAGCAGCUGCCUAACAACAUAAAUCUGAAAGACGUGCGGAAGAAGGCAAUGAAAAAUCUCACUCAGCCCCGUUGAGCCGGGACAGC
This is a messenger RNA of Pichia membranifaciens NRRL Y-2026, 670 nucleotides long. RefSeq lists its product as hypothetical. The coding region runs from base 39 to 659 and encodes 206 amino acids. Gene Ontology annotation, biological process: regulation of DNA-templated transcription. Lineage: Eukaryota; Fungi; Ascomycota; Pichiomycetes; Pichiales; Pichiaceae. The transcript has a single exon. Gene Ontology annotation, molecular function: DNA-binding transcription factor activity, RNA polymerase II-specific; RNA polymerase II cis-regulatory region sequence-specific DNA binding. The record is from RefSeq and is a predicted model, not a curated record.